GUCGGAUAGUGUUUUUGGAUUCCUGUUUGUUCCCUGUGUGGCUAUUUUUCUGUUCCGUUCCUUUAUUCCUUUUUCUACAUCUGUGGACACCCUUGGUUGGAUUUUGUUUUUUCGUUUUACUUUGGAAAUGCCAUAGGUAUGGCAGACUCACUGUGCCGGCUGCGCUGUCUACCUGCACAAACCGGCUCGCAAACAGUCAAGGAGCGGGGCAAAUGGGGAAGCAAAAAGGAGUUCAUCCUUUCUGUGGCUGGAGCUCUUAUUGGACUUGGAAACAUUUGGAGAUUUCCAUAUCUGUGUUACAAGAAUGGUGGUGGUGCAUUCUUCGUUCCUUACAUCCUGUUCCUCGUGACCUGUGGUAUUCCCCUGUUUAUCCUGGAGACAGCACUGGGCCAGUACACCAGUCGGGGGGGGAUCAUGUGCUGGAGGAAGGUCUGUCCCUUGUUUGAAGGCAUUGGCUAUGCCAGCCAAAUUAUCAUUUUCUAUGGAUCUAUCAGCUACAUUGUGAUCUUAGCCUGGGCUUUUCUCUACUUGUUCUCCUCCUUCUCUGGAGAGCUGCCAUGGGCCACCUGUAAUAACACAUGGAACACAGAUUCUUGUGUGGUAUUAAACAACUAUAAUGCCACUGCUAACUGGACUUCACUGAUGAAUGCAUCAUCAUCUGUUAUCGAGUUUUGGCAACGACGGGUGUUGAAUAUAUCCACCGGCAUCGAGGCAUUGGGAAACAUACGGUGGGAACUUUCUCUGUGCCUCCUUCUGGCCUGGAUCAUCUGCUACUUCUGUGUCUGGAAAGGAGUGAAAUCCACAGGAAAGGCUAGCUACUUCACAGCAACAUUUCCCUUCAUCAUGUUAGCAGUGCUGUUUCUCAGAGGACUGACGCUUCCUGGAGCCCUCCAUGGCAUCAAGUACUACCUGUACCCAAAUCCCGCUCGGCUCGCUGACCCACAGGUGUGGAUGGAUGCCGGAACACAAAUAUUUUAUUCCUAUGCAAUAUGUUUGGGAUGUCUGACAACGCUUGGGAGCUACAACAAAUACAACAACAACUGCUACAGAGACUCCUUCUAUCUGUGCUUGUUUAACAGUGGGACCAGCUUCAUAUCUGGCUUUGCCAUCUUCUCAGUUCUGGGCUACAUGUCACAAAAACAGGGUGUCGAUAUUUCUGCAGUUGCUGAGUCAGGCCCUGGCCUUGUCUUUAUUGUAUACCCACAAGCUGUGACCCUUCUGCCAUGGCCUCAGUUCUGGUCUGCGUGCUUCUUCACCAUGAUUAUCUUAUUAGGAAUAGACAGUCAGUUUGUUGGGCUGGAAAGCAUCAUGACCUCUUUAACGGAUAUCUACCCUUCCCAGAUCCAAAGAGGAUGCCGCAGAGAGCUUCUACUGAUGCUCAUCUGUGCUUUUAGCUAUGUGUUUGGUCUUUUAAUGGUGUCAGAGGCAGGUGUAUACAUUCUGCAGAUCUUUGAUCACUAUGUGUGCAGUGGUCCCGCUAUUCUUCUGAUGGCAAUCUUCCAGUCCGUGAUCAUUGGAUGGAUUUAUGGAGCAGAACGCUUCUGCAACAACAUUGAGGACAUGAUUGGGUACAAACCUCUGUCACUGAUCAAGUACUGCUGGCUGUAUGUGACCCCUCUUGUUUGCAGUGGCACACUUGUAUUUUUACUCCUAAAAUACACCCCCAUGAGGUUCAACAAGUCAUAUGUGUAUCCUUGGUGGGCCUACUGCAUCGGCUGGUUUCUGGCCUCAUCAUCUAUUAUAAUGAUUCCCGUCACCAUGAUCUGGAAACUGGCCAAAGGAAAAGGGACUCUCUGGCAGCGUCUCAAGACAAGCUCCCUGCCUGCAGAAGACCCUCCAGUGAUGGCAAAGGAAAUGUCAAGCAUCAGUGCUACACUGCACGUUUGCAGGGGUGGAAAAAACGACAAUAUUCAAUGAAAUGCCUUCCUUUAAAAAUAACCAAUUUUUAUUUUUAUUUUUCGAAAUAUGUUGGGCAUAUGAUUUUAUUUGGGUCUUUCUAAUAUUUGUUCUAAGUUUGGAUUACUUUAGAUAAUUUGCCUUAUUGAGACAACCUGUUUGAUAGUAUUUCCCUUUGGUAAUAAUUUGUUUAGCUCUACUGUUUCCUGGUUUGGCAUAUUUACUCUUGGUUAACUAGUAUUUCUUUAUUGUUUCUGUUUUGUAAUAUGGAUGGGCACCUGGGAUUAGGCAGGUAUAGGACUGGGUGCAUGGUGGUCCUACGACUUGGUUUUUACAAGAGCAGGAGAUGCAGCAAGAAACAUGAUCCCUUCUUGCUUCUCUAUGAUUUCUUGCUUUAGACACUAAUAUAUGAACUGGAUAAAAUCACAGUGCAUUACAUUCAUUAAUUUUGCUUAUGCUUUUGUCCAAAGCGACUUACAAUCAUCAAGGCAGGUAGCAUUGAGGUCUUUGGCUAAGGGCCCACACUGGGAUGACGUGGAAUAAAACCCCAACCUUCUAGUAUUAGUAACGUAUUUAUUCACUGGUCAUACUGAAUACGAGAACGCAAUAAUACACCUAUAUAGUUUGGCUAAUAUAGUCAUGCCUAUGUAGUUUGCUAUCUCAUAUCUAGUUAGCUUAUGUAGUUUAAUUUUUGCAUAUCUAUAUAUAUUCUUCAGCAUUCACCAUGUAUGGAGCCUUUCUCUAAUCUGUCCCCUAGUCACACUGCACAUGGAGGCCUAAGCAUGAAGAACAAGUCACAUUCUUAUUAACUGGGGAGUAUCAUCGUCUCCCACAGUGUGAAUGACCAGGUGGUAACAGUUAAAAGUUCUUGUACUGUCAUGUACUGUAGCCGAGCUCUGUCCCCAGGGUAGGCUGAGUCAUGGAAAUAUGCAGGCAAAUACUCGUGAUACAUUGUCUGAGAAUUGGAUGGCGUUGGUAUUGUAUUAAUUUGCCUGUGGAUCAGUUGCUUUUUGAUUUUAUGUUGUUUGUUUGUAUACUAAUAUCCACUUCAGUAUUUGUUUCAAGGUGAGAUGAUCUGAAUACAGUACAGAAUAUCAAAUGUUCAUAGAAAGUUUUUUAUACUUUUGUAAUCAUUUAAGUUGAGAUUGUUACCGAUACUGAAUACAUAAUAUACCAUCUAGAAUUGCAACCUACUUUCUACAAUGCACAUCUCAAAUGCCUCAAAAUGUAUGGGACUACAAUGUUUUUGUAUAGUAGCCAAAAAAAUAUAUUUUUAUAUUAUUGCCACCAAUGGGCAGGGCAUUAUCAGAUGUUUUAGGACAGCCUGCUGAAACAGAGCCACUAUCAUUCAUUUGAUUCCAUCAGUGAAAAGCUGAUUGAUGACAUUGAUUAUUAUGACUUCUGAGACACAAGUUGCUUUUCUUACUGAACUCAACCUAAAACCAACUAACAACUGUCACACUGGUGCAGUUGUUUUUUUAAAUAGCUUAUGGGUCAAACUCUAGUGCAUUAUCUUCAUGACUGGCAUAGACUGAUUCAGAUAAAUAAAAAUAUAUUUUACUUGUGGAAUAUUUCAUAUUUUAUAUAAAGUGUAUAUGUAAUCUAAUUGACAUUUUUUCCAAUUUGCUGCUUGAAUUUUUUAUAUAAAGUUUACUAUAUAGGCUUGGAAUUUGAACAAAAAUAUUUUCUUUGGCGAAAUGGGGCGUCAGUUUACUAUGUUUGCAUGUGAGCAAGGGAGUGAACCGAUGUGUCAAUAAAUGAUUAUCAAGCAUUGA
This is a messenger RNA of Scophthalmus maximus (turbot), 3671 nucleotides long. RefSeq names its product sodium- and chloride-dependent GABA transporter 2-like. Gene Ontology annotation, cellular component: membrane. Bases 139 to 1917 code for a protein of 592 amino acids. The record is from RefSeq and is a predicted model, not a curated record. Gene Ontology annotation, biological process: sodium ion transmembrane transport. The transcript is spliced from 15 exons. Lineage: Eukaryota; Metazoa; Chordata; Actinopteri; Pleuronectiformes; Scophthalmidae.